CGUCGACCAACAUACGAGCCCUACAGCCUGUUUCAACUCCUCGUCAAACACACUCCCGAAACCCUCCUGACCACACACAGUCCGACCAAAUGGCGACACAAAAAGCUGUCGUCAUUGUUGAACCGAAGAAGGCGGGCUUGGUGUCCGACCGGCCCCUUCCCACGCUGCGGGACGACUAUAUCCUUGUCAAAACCGAAGCGGUGGCCUUGAACCCGACUGAUUGGAAGCAUAUCGCCUUUCUCGCAGCGCCCGGCUGUCUGGUCGGGUGCGACUAUGCUGGGGUGGUCCAGGAAGUGGGAAAUGCUGUCCAGAAACCCUUCCAGAGAGGUGAUCGCAUCGCGGGCGUCGCGCACGGCGGGAACGUCGUGCAGCACGAGGACGGCGCAUUCGCCGAGUACAUUGUCGUCAAGGGGGAUGUCCAGAUGCGUAUCCCUGAUACCCUCAGCUUCCAGGAAGCUGCCGCGCUUGGCGUCGGCAUUGCGACCGUGGGGCAGGGACUUUAUCAGAGUCUGAAGCUCGCUCUUCCGACAGCGCCCCGGGAGACCCCCGAGCCUCUCCUCAUCUACGGCGGCUCGUCCGCGACCGGCACGCUCGCCAUCCAGUUCGCCAAAUUGUCCGGCUACCGGGUACUGACCACCUGCUCGCCGCACAACUUUAGUCUCGUCCAGGGUCUAGGGGCCGAUGCGGUCUACGACUACCACGAUCCUACCUCGGCGGCGGCGAUCCGGGCCGCCACGGGGGACCGGCUUCAACUGGUCUUUGAUACCAUCGCGAUUGAAGACAGCUCGAAGUACUGCGAUACGGCGAUUUCGACCCAGGGCGGCGAGUACAGCGCGCUACUGCCCGUAUCUAUUGAGCGGGAGAACGUGAACAGCCGCUGGACGGUGGGAUACACGAUCAUGGGGGAAGACUUCAUGUUUGGCCCCGACUUCUGGGCGGCGCGGCCGGAGGACAAGGCGUUCGCUGAGAAAUUCUGGAUGAUUGCGGAGCCCCUGCUGGCGGCUGGGAUCAUCAGGCCUCAUCCCAUCGAGGUGAAAUCUGGGGGCCUCCAGGGUGUUCUGAAUGGGCUUCAAUUGCUGCAGGCAGACAAGGUCAGCGGGAAGAAGCUGGUGUACAAUGUUUCGGAAACUCCGUAGAUAUGCCCCGGAAAUCCCAAUUGCUCAUAUCUCUCCAGGUCUAAUGACCCAGUCGCUUAUGAUCCUAUUGCCUUGUUAACGGUAAACCUUUCCGUGCUCACAGACACCCAAAUCGAGGUCCGAGGAUGGCUGUCCAUCUAGGCCCUCAUGGCCGGAGUCAGGGGUAGUAUAGCUACGCCCCUAAUGAGACCCGACCAUCUCGCCAAUUCAGACGUGGUGAGCAAGUUCGAGCUUCUUGGAUCCCUCACCACGUGGUUUGGGAUGCCGCAUGUUUUGGGAUUGCGAUGCCCCCUACCCCAGAUUGACAGCUGUCUUUCACCAUAUCGUGAAAGAGAAUCCCGAUCCGUAUCUCAUGA
Messenger RNA from Aspergillus candidus, 1492 nucleotides. Its product is annotated as zinc-binding alcohol dehydrogenase family protein. The transcript has a single exon. Gene Ontology annotation, molecular function: oxidoreductase activity, acting on NAD(P)H. The coding region runs from base 90 to 1136 and encodes 348 amino acids. NCBI's taxonomy places the organism in Eukaryota, Fungi, Ascomycota, Eurotiomycetes, Eurotiales, Aspergillaceae. The record is from RefSeq and is a predicted model, not a curated record.